AUGCUAGCCUCAACCAUCCGCACAGCCCUCGGCACCACCUUUCCUCGCACUGCACUCUCCUCCACCCGAUCCCUCUCCACCUCUCUGCCGCAUCUAUCCUCUGCUGCUGCUGCUUGGAAGGAAUACCAAAACAUCCUCGUCUCCUCCCCUGCCGCCGGUGUUACACUGAUCACCCUCAACCGACCCAAAGCACUCAACGCUCUCAACUCUGCUCUCUUCCACGAACUCAACGAAGCAACCGAGAUCGCAGACAAUGAUCCUUCCAUCUCUGCCAUCGUCCUCACCGGUUCCGAAAAGGCCUUCGCAGCAGGCGCAGACAUCAAAGAGAUGAAAGACAAGCAAUACGCAGAUGCUUACAAAACCAACUUUUUGGGUCAUUGGACCAAAUUGGCUCAGGUUAGAAAGCCGAUUAUUGCGGCUGUGAGCGGCUUUGCGCUUGGUGGAGGUUGCGAGUUGGCGAUGAUGUGCGACAUCAUCCUAGCCUCGCCAACAGCUAACUUUGGUCAACCCGAGAUCAACCUCGGCGUCAUCCCCGGUGCUGGUGGUACUCAACGUUUGACCAAAGCCGUAGGGAAGUCGACUGCGAUGGAAAUGGUUUUGACCGGACGCAGCCUUAGCGCUGAUGAUGCCGAACGUCGGUGUUUGAUCUCCCGUGUUGUUAGAGAGGGUAGUGUUGUUGAUGAGGCUGUCAAAGUUGCUAGUACUAUCGCAAAGAAAGGCCAGAUCGCUGUUCAGGCUGCUAAGGAGGGUGUCAAUGCUUCGUUCGAAUUGAACCUGCAAGAAGGAACUCGAUUCGAACGACGUCUUUUCCAGAGUCUCUUUGCUACCAAGGAUCAGAAGGAAGGUAUGGCUGCUUUUGCUGAAAAGCGUAAGGCUCAGUUUACGCACGAGUAA
This is a messenger RNA of Ustilago hordei, 894 nucleotides long. RefSeq names its product putative enoyl-CoA hydratase precursor, mitochondrial. The record is from RefSeq and is a predicted model, not a curated record. The transcript has 3 exons. The coding region runs from base 1 to 894 and encodes 297 amino acids. NCBI's taxonomy places the organism in Eukaryota, Fungi, Basidiomycota, Ustilaginomycetes, Ustilaginales, Ustilaginaceae. Gene Ontology annotation, biological process: fatty acid beta-oxidation. Gene Ontology annotation, molecular function: enoyl-CoA hydratase activity. Gene Ontology annotation, cellular component: mitochondrion.